This is a messenger RNA of Cryptotermes secundus, 572 nucleotides long. RefSeq lists its product as uncharacterized. Bases 129 to 557 code for a protein of 142 amino acids. The transcript is spliced from 3 exons. NCBI's taxonomy places the organism in Eukaryota, Metazoa, Arthropoda, Insecta, Blattodea, Kalotermitidae. The record is from RefSeq and is a predicted model, not a curated record.
UUGAAUAUAGUUCUUUUUUUUUUUUUUUUUUUUUNAGGGAAUUAAUAUAACCAUAUUCAGGAAGAGAAUGUAUUAGCAUGUAGUUAUUGUAUUCGAUGUAUUCGAUAGUGUGUAAUAUAUAAUAUACAAUGUUUCAUGCAGGUAUAAAACCUGAAGAUGCAGGGUUAAUCGUAUCUUGUUCCUGGGAUGUAGCAAAUGAGAAAUGUCUACACGAUACGGUCACGUUGGACACAAGUUUUAAAAGAGGAAAGAAGGAAGACCUCGCCCAUAUAGUAAGCUUGGACACCUGUGUCAACUUGAUAAAUCAUAAUGUUGCAUCUGGUUACUUGAAGCUGAAACUCACUGUAUUAAAGACAUGGCAAAUAAAGAAGAUAUCUGUUGUAUCUGAGGCAAGGAUAAUUGAAAUAUAUGGGAAAUAUGGAGAGUACAUGAAAACUUGUUCCGCUGAAUUUUUCGAUGAAUAUGAGAACAUGUCAGUAUAUGUGGCAGAAGCUGUACUGACUGAGCCAUAUUUUCAAUGCAUACUGAAGGCAAGUUUCUAUAUUGAAGUGCUUUGAAUCAUUUAUUCAUUA